Drosophila melanogaster (fruit fly) is the source of this 3187-nucleotide messenger RNA. It is a transcript of the gene asl, whose product is annotated as asterless. The transcript is spliced from 3 exons. The record is from RefSeq and is marked reviewed. Lineage: Eukaryota; Metazoa; Arthropoda; Insecta; Diptera; Drosophilidae. The coding region runs from base 98 to 3082 and encodes 994 amino acids.
GAAGCAAGAGGAAGAAAAUUAGAGUUGCCUACGAAAAUAGCGCCUGCGCCUCGGAAUUUAUUUGAAUUUGAUGCUUGUGGCGUCCCCUUAGCCGAAUAUGAACACGCCAGGUAUAAGCCUCUUUCAGGGGGCGGAUGCCCUUAACAUAAAUUCUACACUGGACCGGCAGGAGGAGGAAGAGGCGCUGCAGGAUCAGAAACGACGCGAGGAAGAGCUUGGACGGAUUAUGGUGAAUGCCUUCGACGAUCUGCUCGAUGAAGAGAACACAAUCGACUCGACGACGAAUUACCAGUCGGAACUGGAACAGCCGCCAGUUCUACCCAACUACCCAUCACAUCCGCACCAUAAACCGCUGCAGGACGAUGCUCAGCGAGCCAACGAGAUCGAGAUGCAUCGCCUCCAGAUCCUGCUGGAGUCUAAGAAUAAUGAGCUGCAGAAUGUCAACCAGGUGGCCAACGCUGCGCACAAAAAACUGGAUGACUUACAAAAGCACCUAUCCAUCAUGCAGGCUGAGCUAGACCGCGCCAUUCGCGAGAAGCAGAACACUCACGAGCUGUUGGUGGAGACCAAAGAGACGUGCUCCAAUAAGGACAGCGAUCUGGACAAGCUGCGGUCGGAAAAGAAGCAGUUGGAAGAAGAUAACACGCGAUUAGUUGGUCAAUUAGAGGCCGCCAAGACCUUGCUUACGGACGUCCAAAGCAAAUACGACAUGGUGCAGGCCAGUAAGCAGAAGUGGGAGGAGCGGAACGCCGACCUACGUUUAAAGCAAAUGGAGGAAGCGCACCGAGCCCAGUCCGAUCUUUUGCAGCAGCAACUCUGUCAGAUGAAGGAUCAGCUUGAUCGCAAGCAAAAUGAGUUGGAUCAGAUAAACUCGCGCUACAAUGCUCUGCAGUCUGGUCACGAAACAAUGCUCGUAGAUAAGGCUGCCAAGAUUAACGAGCUCAGUCAAGCUUUGGAUGAGGCCCAAAUGCGCUGCAACCAACUAAGUGCAAGACCCGAUUUGCAGGCUGAAAAUCGUCGGCAGCAACAGUGCAUCGUUGACUUGAAAGCCCGCAUUGCCUAUUUGGAGCAAACAGUCGCUUCGCUCCAUGAGCGCCUAAACGAAACCACCACGGAACUUGACCUGAUAGAUUCGGUUAUUCAACAGCAUCAGGCGGACGAAUCGCCUACUAGUCGGCUAAGUCAAAUGGGUGGAUCGCGCCUUGUUGGUAGCACACCGCUGAAUCCUCUAGACAGAGUCGGUCACAUUAAGCAGGAGUUGUAUCGAGCUCUGGGCAACCUGAAGAACAAGCGGGAAGAAGUGCGACGCCUAGAGAAGCUCCUGGAGGAACGCAACCAGGAACUGCGCGUGCUGCGCGACCAGGAGAACCAAUCCCUGGUUCAGCUGGAAACCCUAAACGAAGGCAAAAUGCGGUUGGAAAACAAAGUGAAGGCAAUGCAGCAGGAGUUGGAAGAGCAAAAACACAGAUCACAGCAGGAGUCAGAUGUGCACUCACAGCUGAAUUCCAUUGUGGCCGAGAGGGAUGCACUAAGGGAAAAACGGCAGCAGAUUGAAGAAGAUCUGGAGCAACUAAAGCAGCAGAACGAGAGCCUUCAAAGAAAUUACGAUCAGCUUUCGCAGGAAAAUCGGCAGUUGCGAACUCGAGAAACUGCAGACAACCUGCGCUUGGAGCUGGAACGCCACAAGAUUCUGUUGAGGGAUUCCCAGAGCGAGGUCGAGCGGCUUAAGAAACUCUAUUCUGACAUCGCCACAGACAAAGAGUCAUUAGGCUAUGAAUUGAGAAAGCUGAGAGAAUCGGACACGCUUAAGGAGUUGCAGGAUCAACGCCAAAACUUGGCCACUGUUCAGCGAAACUUGCAGCUGGCGGAGAUGAAAUCAGAGGAGCUAAAAAAGCUUCUGGAAACGGAGAAACUCAGCCACGAACGUGAUCUGCAGGCCUUGCGCCAAAGGAGCGAGCGGGAAAAGCGCGAAGAAGCAGUUGCGGUGGCCAAAGAAAGUUCCGAAAACUGCAGCAAGUGCAUUGAAAGCAUAGCAGAAAUUACCAAGGCGGAAAUUCAGUUGUUGAAACUCCAGAAUGUGAACUCAAUGCAGGCCAAGGAACUGAAAGAAUUGGAACACGCGCUGGAGCAGUCUAAAAAUUUGCAAGCCGAGAUGCAGGAAAAGAUCGAGCUUUCAAACAAGCAGGACGAGCUCAUUAGCGAUCUUAAGGAGAGGGCCAAGCAAUUCGAGGCGUACAUUAGGCAGCAAGAGGAGCAUAAGCAGCAGAAUAAGUGUACGCCCAGUCCGAAAUCAAACUCAGUUUCCCCGUCUGAUCCAUCGCCCAAAGAGCUCACCCAGAAUCGGAUAAGGUUGAUCGAACAACGUGUUCGUGAUGAGAUGGCCAAACUUUUUGCAGCAGAACUCAAGAGGUUUACUAACCGGCUGCAAAAAUCUGAGGAGAGGAGCCAGUGCCUCCAAAGGGAAUACCAAACGGUGUGUGCAGAGCUGCAACAGCGGCAAACGGAGGUGGAUCUUCUAAAGCAAACUAUCCUGGCAGAACGCGAGAAUAUCGAUGAAAUUCUGGCCGGCAGGGAAGAAAAGCAAAAGGAAAUGCUGCAGAAGUGCCGCCAGGAGCUGCAAGCGAAGAACCAGCGAAUUGCCGAACUGCUCCGAGAAGUGGAGGAGCAGCACGCCAGCAUCGACUCCGAAAGGCAAUCUAUGAAGGCUGUGAUGGCUCAGUGGGAGAAACAGCGCCAGUCAGUCGACCAGGUGGAACACCACUGGCGCCAGCAGCUGGAAAGCUUGCGUUCCACCCACGAAGAGGCGAUGCGAUCCGCACAGCAGCGAUAUCAAAGUGCCAAGCGUACCGCCCACAAUUACAAGUUGUAUGCCGAGGACAAGGAGGCGCACAUGAAACGCGAGUAUGAGCGCAUUAAGCACGAGUACGAGCUAUCACUCGCCAAGAUCGAGGCGACCAUGAACCAGCACCUGGAGCGGCGGAGUCGGGAGAAGCACCGCGACAAAGAGAACGUGCCCAGCAAUAGCAGCAGCGACCCAAUCACCAACUCAAAUAGAAAGCCCAAAGGCAAUGGUCACAGCUAAGACUUAGGAAAAUAUAUAUAUGUAUAUGUAGGUCUCUUUAGUGGGAUAUCGUUACUGCAUGCACUGCCAAAUUGUCUAAACAAAUAAAAGUCGCUGUACAUUCCU